GCGACGAAGGCGACACGCGAAAUGCACUAAUAGUCACAGUAAAAAAAUUAGUCAUUUGAUACGUAAAAAUAAAUUAGAUACAGUAUUUUUUUUUUUUUUACAUACAAGUAAGUCAUUGAAUUACGGAAAGAUGACUGAAGAAACGAACCGAGUAGGAGCUGCGAAUCUGGAGGAUGGAAAUGAUCAAUUUCAUGAUUCCAUUGCUACGUUACCAGCACAACCGGCACAAGUACCGUUUGCAAUUGAACCUUUUUGUUCGGAGGAUACCACAUGGUCACGUUGGAUUGAACGAUUUGAAACUGCAUUGGAAAUUUUCAAUUGUGCACAAGGCCGUAAGAAGAAAUCGUUUUGUACUACAUGGGCUCAAAAACGUACAACAUUUUGUGUGAUCGAAUUUUCCCGAAACAUCCGAAUGAUUUGAUUUACGAAGAAAUUGUGCGUGAAUUGAAGUCAUAUUUCGAUCCACAACCGAACGAGAUGGUGGAGAAUCACCGAUUUCGGCUGAGAAACCAAAAAGAAGGUGAAUCAUGCGAUGAUUUUAUCAAGGAAUUGCGACGAUUGUCGGCACAUUGCAAUUUUGGUGAAUACUUGGAUACAGCGCUACGAAAUCAAUUUGUGUUCGGAUUGUCGUGUCAUAAUGUACGUGUGCGUUUGUUGGAGAAGAAAAAUCUCACGUUGGCGACCGCCGUUGAUAUUGCGAAAAGCAUGGAAUCAUCAGCUCGUGGCGGCAAAGAAAUUCAACCGGAGAAAAGUGAGGUUAAUUUUGUCCGUGACAAAGCAAAGCAUGACACAAAGAAACAUCCGAAACCACAUACAACGAAGUCACACAACUCGUCACAUGCGACGACCGAUACGACUACCACAAAGAAGAGUCGUAAUUGCUUUCGAUGUGGUAGUGCACACCACAUGGCUUCAUCGUGUAAUCAUAUGAAGACAACUUGCCGAUACUGCGGUAUCAAAGGUCACUUACAGUCCGUAUGUUUGAAGCGGAAGAAGCAACAAACACAUCAGAUCGAGGAGAGUGACGUACAACAUGUCGAUGAGUUGCUGUCAAUAAUGGAGAGUAACAUACUACACGAGGAACAACACGUUGAUGAGCUAUUGGCGAUUGAAUCGCAUACUGAAGAUUUGUUACACAUUUCCAACACCGAAUUACGCUCUAAAUUUUUGUGCAACUUACUAAUAAAUGAUAUUUCUAUUUCUUUUGAAAUUGAUACAGGAGCUCCCGUGACGAUCAUGAGCUUAGUGGAUGCGCGGGCACAUUUCGGUGAAUUGGAAUUGCAUGACAACGAUUUGGGACUACAAAGCUACACGAAAACACCCAUUGAAGUUGUUGGGUUUAUGUACGUGUCAGUGACGGCACGCAACGUUAAUUCAAAAGUAUCCAGUACAAAAGUGAAACUGUACGUGGUCAAAUCGGAUCGUAAGCCACUUUUAGGACGAGAAUGGUUACGACAGAUCAAACUUGAUUGGAAAUCAGUUUUUGAGAAGAUGAUUUUGUCACCGGAAUGUCAAAAUCUACACGCAAUUGCUACGAAUACUACGACUACAUUGAAAUGUUUGAUUCAACGCUACGAACACUUGUUUGCAAAAUCAACUGGAACAAUUACUGGUACAUUGGCUCGUUUGCCAGUCAAAAAGGGUCAAUCGCCGAAAUUUUUCAAGGCGCGACGAGUUCCAUUUGCCUUAGUACAAGCCGUGGAAAAGGAAAUUGAGAAACUCGUGUCAGAUGGUAUUUUGGAGAAAGUUGAGACGAGUGAAUGGGCUACUCCAAUCGUACCUGUACCAAAAGGCAACGGUGAAGUACGAAUUUGCGGAGAUUACAAAAUUACAGUGAAUCAAGCAUUGCUCGUUGACGAAUACCCACUACCUACGAUUAACGAACUAUUUAGUUCCAUGGCGGGAGGCCAGAAGUUUUCGAAAAUCGACUUAUCGAAAGCGUACUUACAAAUGGAAAUUCAUCCAGAGGAUAGGGAAUUGCUCACACUUUCUACACACAAAGGGUUAUUUCGACCAACGAGACUCAUGUUUGGCGUGGCAAGUGCGCCAGCCAAGUUUCAACGUUUCAUGGAAACAUUACUUUGCGAUAUACCAGGUGUUACGGUAUUUCUUGACGACAUCAAAAUUACUGCUGAUAACGACGAGGAGCAUUUGCGGCGUUUGCAAGAGGUCUUGAAACGUUUACAUGAUCACAACAUGCGCGUCAAUUUGGAAAAAUGUGAGUUUUUGCAAGACAAAAUCGUUUACUGCGGAUAUGUCAUCGAUAAGGAAGGCAUUCACAAAGUGGAAGAGAAAAUCGAGGCGAUUGUCAACAUGAGUACACCGCGUGACAAAGAAGAGGUACGUGUGUUUCUGGGUUUGGUUAAUUAUUAUGCACGAUUUUUACCAGACUUGAGCUCAACGUUGUAUCCGAUUAAUCAAUUACUCCGAGAUACCAUUCCAUUCAACUGGUGCAACAAAUGUGUGAAUGCGUUCGAUGAGGUGAAACGAUUAAUGCAGUCCGAUUUGGUGUUGGCACACUACGACCCAACGCAAAUUCUGGUUUUAGCGACUGAUGCCGGUCCAUACGGUGUUGGAGCGGUGCUCAGCCAUAUCUACAAAGACGGUUCAGAGCGACCGAUACAAUUUGCAUCACAAACAUUGUCACCAACUCAACAAAGAUACAGCCAGAUUGACCGCGAGGCGUAUGCGAUAAUUUUUGGCGUGCGAAAAUUUUACCAGUACCUUUACGGAAGGAAAUUCAUUUUGGUUACCGAUAACAAGCCAGUUGCACAGAUUUUUUCGCCGUCGAAAGGUUUGCCAUUGAUGUCGGCUACACGAAUGCAACAUUAUGCGAUUUUCCUCGAAUCAUUCGAUUUCAAAAUUCAGGUGAAGAAAUCAAAGGAAAAUGCCAACGCGGAUGCAUUGUCACGUUUACCAAAUCCGCUUGAUACGUACAAUUACAUCGAAGAAAGUGAGUUAAUCGAAAUCAAUGCGAUCGAAACUCUACCGGUCAGUGUACCAGAAUUGGCCGAUGCUACGGAUAAGGAUCACACUAUGCGAAAUUUGAUUCAAGCACUGAAACAUGGACGUCGUUGCGAGAGUAAAGAUCGAUUUGGCAUUGAACAAACAGAAUUUGCACUUCAACGAGGAUGUUUGAUGAGGGGAAUUCGUGUCUACGUUCCACCGACCUUGCGCGAACGAGUUUUGUAUGAGUUACACUCAGCACAUUUUGGAGAGACUAAAAUGAAAAGUUUAGCGAGAGGUUAUUGUUGGUGGCCAAAAAUGGAUUGUGACAUCGAGAAUUUAGUCAAGAAUUGUCGAGAUUGUCAAAGCGUCCGACCAGAAUCAAAGAAAGUCAUCGUACAUCAUUGGAUGACACCAAAUGAACCAUUCGAACGAGUGCAUGCCGAUUUUGCCGGCCCAAUCAUGGGUAAAUAUUUGUUCAUUUUGGUUGAUGCAUACACGAAAUGGCCCGAAGUGCGAGUCAUACCGAAUAUUACGGCCGAAACAACCAUUGCGGUGUGUCGAGACAUUUUUGCUACGUUUGGCAUACCAAAAUAUUUCGUCAGUGACUGGGGAACGCAAUUUGUAUCUGGUGAUUUUCAAGCAUUUCUCAAAGUCAAUGGGGUUGAACAUCGGAAAGGAGCACCAUACCACCCAGCUACAAAUGGACAAGCAGAGCGGUACGUACAAACGUUUAAGAAUAAAAUCAAAACAUUGAAAUGCUCAAGAAACGAUUUGAAGAAAAACAUUGCAAACAUUUUGUUGGCGUAUCGUCGUGCAAUUCACCCAGCCACGGGCAAAUCACCUUCAAUGUUAAUGUUUGGACGUCAAAUGAAGAAUCGUUUAGAUUUGAUGCUGCCAAAUGAACACAAACAAGAAGAAGAACACGUGAACAUCGGAAAGAAUUUCAACCAAAACGAUCGAGUCGCUGUUCGUGAUUAUUUGUCGAAUGAAAAAUGGAAAUUUGGCACAGUUUCGCAAAAAUUUGGCAAAUUACAUUACGAAGUUCAAUUGGAGGAUGGUCGUAACUGGAAGCGACACGUCGAUCAAAUGCGUAAAGUCGGAGACGAAAUCAUUUCGAAACAAUCAAACGUUCCAAGUGUUUCGAAUGAACCAACGAAAACACCAACUCAAAUUUCCGACAAUGUCGAAACUUCUAUGCAAGCACAAUCGUGUGUCAAUGAACCAACACACAAUCAACCUACAUUCAUCGCUGAGGAGCCAUCGAAGGAGUCACUACCAUGCAAUUCUAAUUUACCGAUUCCGUCGAUGCCGUCUGCUGAGGUUAUGAACGACAAAGGAGUUCCAUCGCACAACGAGAGUGAACGAGUAAUGAGAAAAUCAACCAGAGUUCGACGACCCCCAGAGCGGUUGCAAUACCACUGAUUGAAUAAUCAACUUAAAUUUGUUUUCUCUUUUCAAUUGCUUGUUGCAUAGAAGAUCGAAUUAAGUUUAAAAAAAUUUUUUUUUUUUCUUCUUGAAUUAUUUUAAUAAAGAAUAGAUAAGGAAUUUUUCAUUUUUUUUGCGGGGGAAAAGCUGUUAUACCUAACUUCAUAUCAUUUCAUACAACUGUCAUUUCACACGAUGUAAAUAUGAAACAACUGAAUGUCAUUUAAUAAAUCAGUCUAUUCUCUAACCUCAA
Messenger RNA from Sitodiplosis mosellana (orange wheat blossom midge), 4627 nucleotides. RefSeq lists its product as uncharacterized. The coding region runs from base 358 to 4371 and encodes 1337 amino acids. The transcript has a single exon. Gene Ontology annotation, biological process: DNA integration. The record is from RefSeq and is a predicted model, not a curated record. Lineage: Eukaryota; Metazoa; Arthropoda; Insecta; Diptera; Cecidomyiidae. Gene Ontology annotation, molecular function: zinc ion binding; nucleic acid binding.